UCUGAGCCCUUUUCGUGCCCAAGGGGUUUAAUUUGCUGAUUCCCAAAACUUCUCCAGAUAUUCCUCUCACCGUCUCUCUGCUUCGUUCUAGGGUUCCAAGUUCACUUAUUAAUUAUUUGGAUUGUCCGUUUUCUAUUAAGGCUUCACGUCAAUUCGUAAUGGAAGGAAAUAGAGGAAACUUGGAGACGGAAAUAGAUAAGCUGUUGAAUGUAGAGAAACAGAUGAGGUUGGCCGGUGAUGUGGCCGGCACCAGGAAGGCAGUCACUGAAAUUCUGCAGCUCUGUUUUGAAGCUAAGGACUGGAAACUACUGAAUGAACAGAUUGUUAACCUGUCGAAAAAAAGAGGCCAACUUAAGCAGGCUGUAACUGCGAUGGUCCAACAAGCAAUGCAAUACAUUGAUGAGACUCCAGAUAUUGAAACUCGGAUAGAGCUUAUCAAAACACUAAACAAUGUGUCUGCUGGCAAGAUAUACGUUGAAAUUGAGAGAGCACGGUUGAUCAAGAAACUUGCUAAGAUUAAGGAAGAACAAGGCCUUAUAGCUGAGGCUGCAGAUCUGAUGCAAGAAGUUGCGGUUGAAACAUUUGGUGCUAUGGCAAAAACUGAGAAAAUUGCAUUCAUACUUGAACAAGUGCGAUUAUGCCUGGAUCGCCAAGAUUAUGUCCGUGCGCAGAUCCUGUCAAGAAAGAUCAGUCCAAGAGUUUUUGAUGCUGACACUACCAAAGAGAAGAAAAAACCCAAAGAAGGUGACAAUGUUGUUGAAGAGGCUCCUGCUGAUAUACCCUCAUUGUUGGAGUUAAAGCGGAUUUACUAUGAGCUUAUGAUACGGUAUUAUUCUCAUAACAGCGAUUACCUUGAAAUAUGCCGAUGCUAUAAGGCAAUUUAUGGGAUUCCAUCUGUGAAAGAAACUCCCGCACACUGGAUUCCAGUUCUGAGAAAAAUCUGUUGGUAUUUAGUGUUGUCACCACAUGAUCAUAUGCAGUCGAGCCUUUUGAAUUCAACUUUGGAGGAUAAGAAUCUUUCCGAAAUUCCACAUUUCAGGUUGCUGUUGAAACAGUUGGUGACAAUGGAGGUCAUCCAAUGGACAUCACUUUGGACUGCAUAUAGAGAUGAGUUUGAGAAUGAGAAGAACAUGCUUGGAGGCUCCUUGGUUGACAAAGCUGCAGAGGAUCUGAGACAAAGGAUAAUUGAACAUAAUAUCCUUGUUGUUUCCAAGUAUUACGCAAGGAUUACCUUGAAGAGACUUGCUGAAUUGCUGUGCCUUAGCAUCCAGGAAACUGAGAAACAUCUUUCGGAUAUGGUUGUCUCCAAAGCACUGGUUGCAAAGAUUGAUCGGCCAAUGGGAAUAGUCUGUUUCCAAGUUGCUAAGGAUAGCAAUGACAUCCUCAACUCGUGGUCAAUGAACUUGGAGAAACUCCUUGACCUUGUUGAGAAGAGUUGCCAUCAAAUACACAAGGAAACCAUGGUCCACAAAGCUGCUUUAAAAGUUUGAGAAAGGAUGCCUUCAUCGCUAAUGGCAGGUUGAACUCUCAUCUUUCCCACUGGUCUUCUCCGUACUGCUCAUGUCCAAUGAUUAUAUUAUUGUAGAGGGGGGCCAAAGGCAGAAGUCAAGUGUCCAUUUGAUGACUGUACUUUUGUUCUUUGAUCUUUUCAGGUUCCGUUCAAGUUGAAACUUUCUAUGAGUAUUAGCAGGAUCAUUCAAAUAUUUGCUUAUUGAGAUGUUCAGGCAUGUGUUUGUCAGGUUCUUUUCCAAAUAGAAUUUCCUUAAUCUUAUUAGUGAUGAGAGGUAGAUAAUUUCAAUGGGGUUGCUAGAACUGAUAUUAAGAUCUACUGGAAUAUAACACAGACUAUGGCGGGAA
This is a messenger RNA of Carica papaya (papaya), 1857 nucleotides long. Its product is annotated as 26S proteasome non-ATPase regulatory subunit 12 homolog A. The record is from RefSeq and is a predicted model, not a curated record. Gene Ontology annotation, cellular component: cytoplasm; proteasome regulatory particle, lid subcomplex. Lineage: Eukaryota; Viridiplantae; Streptophyta; Magnoliopsida; Brassicales; Caricaceae.